GAUUGUUGCCACUCACGCCGCUUGAAGAACCUGAUACGGUGUGCGAGCAGAAAAUCCAGCCGCUCUCAAGGGGCAAUUUGGGUUCCAAGGGUCUCAGGUCUGCCUUGCACACUUACACAGCUUGCGACACGACAGAACUGCUCAUAGUUGGUCAUAUAAGAGACCGCAACGAAUGUGUUUUAGAAAUAUGAUUAAGACCAUGCCAGUCCUGUCUUUACUCAUAACUCAUUACCUAACGUCUUUUGCCUCAUGCCUUGACUAUUACUCGAAAUAUCAUCUUCCUUUCCAUGACAGUCUCUUCCGGUCCACCUGCAAAUAUAUCACACCUCUGAGCACAUUCCCAAGAUGAGUGACCCGAAUUCCUGGAGCAGCGCGAUGUCAGCUGCAGAUUACGCAGUUCAUCAUGGCGUCUGGACGAACUGGUCUCGAGGGCGCAUCAUGGGAGCCACACUUACUCUGUCCCGGAAGGACGGUAAUUAUCUCCUCUCGUUCACAGCCGUCUUCAUCAGCCUCGUAUCAACGCGUUUCUGGCGCAUUCUUUGCUUCAUAGCACACAAGAGAUUUUCUACAUCAGAACCACGUGACGCCCUGCAUCAUCAACGACAAGCUAUUCUUCGAAACUCGGCGUCAGCACUCGCAAGUCUCUGGACCCUUUCUCAGUUGGUCUGGACGUGGCGCAAGGUAGCCGACCGGCUGCUUUCACGUGCCAUGCCGCUCGUUUUCACAGCCGUCUUAUGUGCCGCAGCCUUCACCCUGGCCGGAGGCUUCUCAUCACAGCUGUCGACAGGAAUCGGCAAUGAGGUCCUCCUAGAUGGGUCCCACUGCGGAAUCGUCAGUCCGGUCGUCAAUGGUUCUGGGAACCCCGAGCUGACCUACGCUGCCAACUCGCUGUUCAACGCUGCAAAUUAUGCACAGCAGUGCUAUGUGAACACAUCCCGGGCCUUUGACUGCACAAAGUUUGUCCAGCCGAGGCUUACUAGCUUCAUCGACCGUAAUGCACCGUGCCCAUUCGACAGCAGUGUCUGCCGCAGCAACGACUCGAAUAUCUACAUGGACACUGGCCACAUCGACACCAGCAAGCUUCUCGGCAUUAAUUCUCCGGCGAGUCAACGCAUCCUGUACCGGAGUACACUCCAAUGCGCACCAUUGAAGACUGGCAAUUACUCGCGCAACAUUGCCCUUCCCUCGGGGAAUUUCACGAGGUACUACUACGGGCCAUCAAACGCGUUCCAAGAUCAGGACUUUACCUUUGAGGCUCCAGAUCUCAAGUCCCAGUAUCCCGACAUCAGGGACGACCAUACCAAAGGGAGAGGGAGAGUCCUUCAAGUGGCGGCGAUCCGCGCAUACCACAUACCCGCACCUAUCCCAGAUACUUCCUCGGACUUCCAUCCCAUCCCCGAGCUGUCUCGAGACGACGGAGACCUGACGAUCGCGUUCCUCGUCGCAAACGGCGUGCGCUACACAGAGAGCACCAUCGACCCGUGGUACCGCGGAACGGUGCCGGGCGAGAAAUGGCAAUUCUUCGGCCCCGAAGAAGAAUCCGCUCAGGUGGCCUACAGCGCGGAGGAGGCGGCCUCGCCCCUGGGCUGCCUGCAGCAGUACCAGAUCUGCAACGGCGACGCCGGCCACUGCGGGCCGCUGAAGGGCUUCUUUGACUACCAGGCCCAGUCGGCCGGCGUCUUCAACAUCUCCGAGGAGGCGGUGAUGGAGGGCGGCUUUGUGGAGGACAACCCCCUCGGCCAGCGGUUCCAGUGGUUCACGGCCGUCGUGGCGUACGGGGGCAGCAUCUCCGUGUCGGACACGCUGGCGCAGCUCGGGCUGUUCUCGCUGUCCUCCCAGAACGUCAUGAGGGAGGGCGUCAUGGGGUCGCUGGCGGGGAACCAGUGGCAGCUUGACGUGGAGCGCUGGUGGGCCACGGCCCUCGCGUCCACGCAGGCGGGGCUGGUCGAUGUCGCCGUUGGGCCGUCCGAGGGUCUGGAGCCGUACACGAUCCGUCCGCCGAGCUCGCACAUUCAGAAUGCUUUCUGCAACAGUCAGAAGAUAUUGAGCACCAAGUCUACAUCUUUCAGCCUGUUUGGGAUAUACUUCACCUACGUGGUCGGCACCGUCAUCAUCGCCAUCUCGUAUCUCCUUGAGCCCAUCCAGGACUGCCUGUACCACCGGAAGAAAAUCGCGGGCUACUCCCGCCUGGAAUGGGCGACGACGGAGAGCUUGCAGCUUCAGCGGGCGGCGUAUCAGGGCAUCGGCUCCGGGACGUGGACUGGCCACUUUGAUGCCAUCCCCGUGACUAAGUCUGAUGAGAUCCUGGGCGACUUGGCUCAUACCUACGACCCCUGACCUGGCUCAUUCUGUAUCAUUCAACCAGGGCUGGGUCUUGGGUGCUGCGUCGUCACCAACAACAGAUGGAUGCUUUGAUGGGUAACGAGGGGCGGGAAGCCAAUGAUCCUAGAAUAUUCU
Diaporthe batatas is the source of this 2457-nucleotide messenger RNA. RefSeq lists its product as uncharacterized. NCBI's taxonomy places the organism in Eukaryota, Fungi, Ascomycota, Sordariomycetes, Diaporthales, Diaporthaceae. Bases 346 to 2337 code for a protein of 663 amino acids. The transcript is spliced from 3 exons. The record is from RefSeq and is a predicted model, not a curated record.